CUGGUUUCCGUUAUAUUUGGGAAGAUGGUCAGACAAGUCGCUCAGGGGCAGGGUUUGUCGUUUAAUACCGAAAAUGUCGUUGUAAGCAUGUUUGCACUGAAGCAAUAAUACGUAUCCAACGCAGACGAAGAAUGCGCCAGUCUUCGCAGAGAGUCUAAAAUGGCCAUUAUAAGGGAACUAAAAGUCUGCCUUCUCGGGGAUACGGGAGUCGGGAAGUCUAGUAUUGUGUGCCGCUUUGUGCAGGACCACUUCGACCAUAACAUAAGUCCAACUAUUGGUGCAUCUUUUCUGACUAAGACCGUCCCAUGUGGGAACGAGCUCCACAAGUUUCUCAUCUGGGAUACGGCUGGCCAGGAGAGGUUCCACUCCCUGGCGCCCAUGUACUACAGGGGAUCCGCAGCCGCAGUCAUCGUUUAUGACAUCACAAAGCUGGACUCGUUCCAGACGCUGAAGAAGUGGGUUAAGGAGCUGAAAGAGCAUGGCCCAGAGAACAUUGUGGUGGCCAUAGCAGGCAAUAAGAAUGACCUGGGAGACAUUAGAGAGGUUCCCAUGAAAGAGGCCAAAGACUUUGCCGAGUCCAUCGCGGCCAUCUUCAUCGAGACCAGCGCCCGCAACGCCGUCAACGUGGAGGAGCUCUUCCAGAAGAUCAGUCGCCAGAUCCCACCACUGGAGAACCCAGACUUGGACAGCAAUGAGUCCUUCAAGCUGACCCGUCAGGCCCCUCCAUCCACCCGCCGCUGCUGCUAGACACACACACACACACACACACAUAUACACACACACACGCACACACAGACAGACACACACUCAUAUAGGUCUGCACACAUAUUUUCACAUGUAGGUGCGUGUAUGCAUGUGGAUGCAAACACCCCCCAUACAUGCGCGCAAUACAUCCCUCCAUCCACACACACGCAGGCUUUAAGCUACAAGUGUGAUAGCACCUAGCGGUCCCGUCCUUACGAAGUGAAAGCUCAGGCCUCUCACUGCAGAGGACAACCUCAAUGCAUGAGGCGUGCCCUUCACACAUCAGCACAAAACACACACAUAUUUGCAUGCAUGCACGCACGCACACAUGCCCAGACCAGCUUAGUGUUUCAGGCUGCAGCAGCACACCGGAUCCCAGGGAGGACCUGCCCCAACUCCGCACGUCUGACUGGACGCCCCAGCGCCAUGGACCUCCAUAGCACCGUGGAACAGUCUCAUCCAUGCCUGCCCACCACCGCACACCUGCCCAACAGGAGACACCCAACGCCACCCCCUACAGCUCACACCCAUAGUCAUUCACAAUUAGUCCCAGGAGGGAGCAGUAGGAUUGGAGAGAUGCCCCCCACAGCACUACCCUCUCAACAGGAGCCCCCUGCCCCCAGCAUCUCGCACCCAUCUGCAUGCACGGCCAGUCCUCCUGACAGCAGCAGUGUCCAACAGAAGCAGUAGGAGGGAGAGACCCCCCACAGCACUGCGGAACAGCAGACCACAGGAGGACCAACAUGGCACCACUGGAGAGCUACUUCUGGAGGAGGAUCGCUUGACUCGGCUCUGUGGGACCCACCUGGUGUUUGCACUGUCUUUGGAGUGAGUUAGCAGGGCCCAAGCCCACACCCCGUCGCACCAUUGUAUUGCACACACACAAACACACACUGGCCUGCAGUGAGCUAGCCGUCCUCCCCAAGGACCACCAGGAACCUCCAAGACCCCCUAGUCUGGACAAGAUCCAGAAGGUCACCACAGUCCCUUGUCUCCUAGGUAACAGGCACCAAGUGUGUUUUUCCACCUCUGGUCCAGGAAAGAGGAACUGAGUGGGCUGGAGGUUCCUGAAUCUGAGUCUGUGUGAACAUGUGGCCCCCUCUCAAGCCUUCAGUUAGUGGGCCAGCCCACAUCUGGAGAAGUGGGGACGUUUUUAUCCAGACGUCCAUUGUUGACUUUCCAGAAUUCUUUCAGAGGAACGUAUUACCUGCUCAUACCUUAAUCCAUGAUUGUGUACAGGUACAUUCUUUUUUUUUUCAGUUGUAACGUAUGGUAUGUAACAUAUACUAGGGAGACCUAGUUGUCACCUUUUAAAUUAAUGUUUGAUGGCUAGUUAAAUUUGCUAAUAGAUUUGGUGCAGCAUUUGCAAAAGUUCACUUGUAUGUUGGAUGUAAAAGAAGCUGUGCUUCGCUAAUUAGGCCUGUAUAGUAGACAGGCUUACCAACUCAAGAGCGUUACCAUGGCAUUUACAUGCGUUGUCCACUAGGUGGCAUCAGUCCUCUGUCAUCCCAUGAAGUGCCUUAACCAGGAGUUGAUGUACAUGUAUUUAUAGGGUUAUGUAACAUAUGUAUGUAGCGUUGUAGUUUAGACUCCUUUAUUCUCUUGUGUUUCUCUGCUUCAUCUGUGUGCAUGUUUUUUUCCCUUUGUUUGCAAAGAGUAGUAUAGUAAGCAAGGAUAACCGAGACUUCUAACGGCUUCAUCUGCUGUUGGGUUCUGAUUGGUUGAUUGAGAGUGUACGCUGGAUGUCACAAACACCCACCCGGUGGAGAUCACACAGGUAGAAGUGGACAUUGAAGCAGCCCUGUGCCCUGUACUAUAUUGAUUGGGUCAUUGGGCCAUUGACAUGCUUCAGUGUAUUACAGUAGGUAAUGAUGCACAAGGCAGCUGUUCCAGUGCUACUCUGAGCUGUGUCGUUUGGGCAUUCUUUUAAUCUGGAGAACCUUAGUCAUCAGCGUACAACCUUGUCAUGACCAUCCUAUAACACUAUGAGGUGGUCAUAUGAUUGCCCAGCAACAUUUCUCAGAUAGUUUCCCACUGCAUCAUCACCUUUACUUGUUGAAUGAAAAAAUACCUUGAAUGACUGGCCAGUGGUUUUAAAGCAGUAGUAGAAAUCCCAUCGUUGAAGGACAUGGAAGAAAAUGAACAGCCAGUGAGUUAAUGGCAAUAGCUGGUACUAUUUAGACAUUGUGCAGUCUUACCUCUCCAAAUGCAUCAGAAAUGAUCAUAAGUGGGUGAGAUUCAACAUCUGUAAUUCAUUCAUUUCUAGCACCUUUGUACAUUGAGUCUUUCAUAUUGGCAAGAAUGAAAACAUGGUCUUUAAGCAGAGCUUGUGUAUUGUGUGCCAAUCAGAAUCUCACUCCUGCUUAGUGCCCAUGUGUUACAGGGUGAGAGUAUCGUGCCUUCAAGUCUACUAGGCUCUCAAUAAUUGUAAUGCUCUUUAUGUUUGGAAAGAGAACCUAAUUACUGAAGGAAUCAUAUUAGUUUAGUUACUGUAUUCCAUCCAUAAGAACAAGUUGUGUUGCGCGACCUACCCGCUCAAGUGCCUUGUGGUCUUAUUCUCCUGGUUUCUGAUUGAUCAUGUUGUGUGUGUGCGCGUAAACACUAGUCACUCACUAAACGCAAACAUCAAUAACCAGGACCAAAUGUGCCUUCAGUGGAUUAUUUUCUGUAAAACUGAAAGAAAAAAAAUCCUCUAAAACAAACCACUAUUAAUUGUGAAUGUGUUUAUUUGUUUACCCUAAAUCAGUUAGAACUGUGGAUGGACUUGGGACCUUGACACUGAUAUGUGGUCAGAGCAUCAAUUGACUUCAGGCUGCAUGUGAUUUGUUUUGUGUCACAGUAUCUCUGAAGCCAAUCACUUUUAACUCUGAGUGGCCAAUUCCUCACAACUGCCAGAAUCUAUUAGGCCUACAUAAAAAAACGCCCAUCUGAAUUAGCGUUGUUUUUGACCAUAUGGAUUGAGUAAUUUGACAAAGGCCUACCUGAUGCCCAUAACUGCAGGCUAUCUGCUGAGAACAAUAAGAUAGGUUGUCAUUGUUGAUGGUGAAGUUGUUAUUGGGACAUAAGCCUCUUUAACCUGUGUUUUUAAUAAUCAUUUUAACCUUCAAGUCAUGCUGUUUCUUAAGAGUCCCAUAUUGAUUCGCCAGUUGCAACAUCUGACCAAGGCCUUAUCUUGAUCAGCAUUACUCAGUGUUUCACAGCUGAGAACACAACCAUGUCUAAGCAGAUAUAGCAGGCCUUUGGGCUGUCCGUGAAAUUACACUGUUGAUGCAGUCGUUGUUGCCUUACAUACAUUCGUGUGCUUUUACAUCACAACACUGAAGUGAGGAGUGUGUGUACUGACAAUAGUUGCUUGCUUGGUAUUGAUUAUCUGAUGCUGUGUUUGCGCUUCAGAAACGGUAGGCCCUAUGUGUAUUCUCUCCGCCCUGGUUCUAUAACUUGAUUGUGGUUAAUACGCCAUCACAGUCGUGCUAGAUUCUGGCUGCCAAUGCCUUCAGAUGUAGGCCUAUUUGAACCUGCUCAGUUUGUUUAUGUAUGAUCCAGACAGUGUUAACAUUUUGCAUUAAUCCUUAAUAAAGUCAUACUUUGUCUACCUUAA
Sardina pilchardus (European sardine) is the source of this 4342-nucleotide messenger RNA. RefSeq names its product ras-related protein Rab-31-like. Gene Ontology annotation, biological process: vesicle-mediated transport. The coding region runs from base 160 to 747 and encodes 195 amino acids. Gene Ontology annotation, molecular function: GTP binding; GTPase activity. The transcript has 7 exons. The record is from RefSeq and is a predicted model, not a curated record. Lineage: Eukaryota; Metazoa; Chordata; Actinopteri; Clupeiformes; Clupeidae.